Molecule: messenger RNA, 4479 nt
Organism: Psylliodes chrysocephalus
Lineage: Eukaryota; Metazoa; Arthropoda; Insecta; Coleoptera; Chrysomelidae
Source: the annotation of a GenBank genome assembly
AUGAAAUGGAGGUUUAUAUAUACGCUUAGUAUAAAAAUGCUUAUUUUAAAGCUUUUUUUGUGUAUUGUAAUAAUGGUUUACAGUGCUUUUGGAGGCGAAGAAAAAUGCCCAACCAAAUGUAUUUGCAAGAAAAGUGACCCUAAUGAAGGUUUUUUAAAAAUGACUUGUGGAGAAACUGUUAAAGUUUACCAUUUAGAUGAACUGGAUUUAUUAAAUUUAGCUAGCGAAUUAAUUCAAUUGAACUUAUCAGGAAAUGGUCUUAAUUCAUUUUUGCCAAAAGUAGAACUUAUAGUACUUCAAAAAUUAGAUAUAAGUAGGAACCAAUUGACUGAAUUAAAAGCACAUCAAUUUAAUGAAGUGCCAAACUUAAAAAGACUGGACCUUUCCCAAAAUAACAUUAAACACAUUGACUUAUUAGCUUUUGACAAAUUGAGACAUUUAGAAAGGUUAAAAUUAAAUCAAAAUCAAAUCAGUGCAAUUAUAUUGGGAACUUUUGCUCCAUUGGAAAACAUCAAGCAGCUUGAUAUAUCAAGUAAUCCUUUAGUAUGUGACUGCAGUUUGCUUUGGCUUCAUGACUGGAUACAGAGACAAUCUGUAAAAUUGCUAUCUAAUCCCAAAUGUACCUCUCCAUCAACCUUUAAAGGUCGCCCUUUAAGAAAACUUAAAAUUGGUGAUGACAUACAUUGUAAGUCUCCAGCAGGUAGCAGUGGAUUGCCUUUUAUUGAAUUGAGACCUGACGAAGACCAGGUUGUUUUCGAAGGCGACUCUCUAACAGUUCAAUGUAAUGCUCCCAGUAUUUCUGACUCUUUGGAGGAUCCUCUUCAUAGCGGUAUUCAAUGGUCUUGGCUAGAUUUUGAUCCUAAGUUACAUUUUUCUGAUAUUAGAAUAGAAAACGAAAUGUUAGGAAGUGCCGGUAGGAUUUCAAGUAUUCUAGUAGUUCCGAAAUUGACAAAAAAUCACACAGGAAUAUGGAAUUGUCAGUAUUUGUCAAUGCAUGGUAAUCAUUCAAAGGGUAUUACAAUUGUUGUAAUAUCAGAUAAAACCAAGUACUGUCCAAUCACAAUAACAAAAAAUAAUAAGGGUUCUUACAACUGGCCCCGAGCUAUCGCAAAUUUCACAGUUACAAUGCCCUGCGAAUCACUCAAUUUAAAUUAUGAUGUCACAUACCAAAAAGCUUCUUAUACUUGCACAGAAACUGGUGAUUGGUCUUAUUUGAACACUUCAAUGUGUUCCUACAUCUCAGAUACGACAAAAAUAUUAGAACAAUUUUCAAUGGUUGAUACGAGCAUAGAGGAAAGUGCAAAACACUUUAGAAACUACACUAUAAACAAAAGUAUAUUCCAAGAUGUGGUAGACUUGUUCUAUGCAGUUAGUACAAUAGAAAAUUAUAUUAAAUAUGCUCCUAAAGAACACGUUGGGACCAUAGCAGCUAUUUUAAUGGAUUCCGCUAAUAAUUUAAUGAAUUUGCAAAGAGUAUACUUAAGGCAGACAGAUUUGGAGUACAACACUUCAUGGAAACUCAUAAACGCUACUGAAAGGAUUGCUGUAGUUUUAAAUCCUUCAAAUUUUCACAAGAAUAAUCUGGCAAUAGAAGUAUUCCCUGUGGAAAAAGAUACUUUCCGUGGUCUGACAUGUACCCUUUACACCAACCCAACCAAUAAAAAAGAUUCUUUAUUUUCUUGUGCUCCCUCCCAUCAACAAGACGCUUCAAGUUAUCAAGGUAGAACGGCUGAUGCUUCAGUCACUAUUCCGGAAAGCCUUUUCCAACAGUUGAAACAGAAAGAAAAUUUAACUUCCAAUGCCUACGACAUUCUCGUCGCAAUACAUUCCACGAGUAAACUGUUUUCUAUCGAUUCAGGAAGGUACGGUAAAGAAGAUGUUACUUCAGCAGUAGUGGGUGUACAGUUAGUUGAUUUUAUGGUAAGAAAUCUAUCAGAUCCUGUAUACAUCAUGCUAAGGACUCCAUUUACUCAACUGUAUGAAGUAACACCAUUUUUACCAGUUUGGUGGGAUCCUUCCUUAAAUAAUGGUACAGGCAGCUGGUCUUCAGAAGGCUGUAACUUUUCACACGUUAUUCAAGACCAUUUGGUAUUCUCUUGCGAUAAUUUUGGUUACUAUGGGUUAUUACAAGACAUAACCUCAUUGGAAUUAGAACAAAGUGGAGCCAGGUUUAAAUUAUCCCAUCCAGCAAUCUAUGUUGGGGUACUUAUACUCUUCACAUCAUUUCUUAUAGCUAUUUUAACAUAUUUAUUGUGUUAUGUGACCAUACAAAUUCCCAAAAAGACCAAACAUUCAUUGAUUAAUACUUGGAUAUCAAUUUCUUUACUUAGUUUUUUUUAUGUAUUCGGAAUUUAUCAAACUGAAGACGUUAGGGUUUGUCAAAUUGUCGGCAUGAUUUUACAUUAUUUUACUUUAUGUUCCUUACUGUGGAUGUGCGUUGGAGUAAAUUGUAUGUAUAAAAGAUUAAGCAAAAACGAUAUCAUAGGCUUGCAAGAUGACGAUUUACCUUUAGAUUAUCCCAUACAAAAGCCGAUUUUGGGACUCUAUUUAGUAGGUUGGGGAAUAGGGCUAAUAGUAUGCGGCCUAUCAGCAGCUAUUAACAUUAACGAGUACGCCUCGUCUAGUCACUGUUUUUUGAAAUCAGGUCCGGCUUUAAGUGCUCUAUAUAUUCCUUGUGCAAUACUUGUAAUCGUUUUAGUUAUAUUUUUUUUGUUGAUCCAUUGCGCUAUCUAUAACUUAGAUUCCAAUGGACAUUUGAGCGAGGGAACUCAAGCAACAGAACAUGUUGAUUUAGAUCUCUUAGAACCGAAUUUUCCCAAUGGAGAAACGAGAAGUGUGCGCAGUAUUAGUACCAAAACAGGCUCAAGUGAAAUAGAAGAUCCUGAGCAUGCACCUUCUGCACAGCUUAAAGCUUAUAUAAUAUUUUUAUUUAUUUAUAUAAUGACGUGGUUAAGCGGAGCUUUCGCCACCGAAAGUCCUUUCAACUUACUUUCAUUCGAAGAAGACCUAUUCAGUAUAACUUUCGCUGUUUUAGCUACAACUUUGAGCGCUUUUACAUUAUUUUUUUAUUGCGUUGCUAGAAAUGACGUACGCACUCAUUGGGUUAUUUUAGCUAGAUGGUUAAGACGUAAAAGAAUGUUCCAGUUAAGAUCUAGAAAUGUUUCUGAUACUCCACCCAGUAUUCCUCCAAUUCAAGUACAACCUUUGCCGGUACUGCCCAUUAGUAAUUUGGUUGAAAAUCAAAUAAUUUCUAGAUCUACCAGCAGAACUUCUAGCCAUUCAAAGUCUAAUUCGAGAAACAGCAAUCUUCUGAAAGGUGCCGUUGAUCUAAACGAAUCGUUUAGUGACCAUCAGGGGGCCAAAAUAAAUAACGUCAAUUUGGUUGUUCUUCACCGAGCUCAAUACAGGACAAGUAUUAUUCCUAAUAUUAUUGAAAAUCCCACCAAUGCAGAUGUUUUUUAUAAUCCGCACCAAAGCACUGUGGCUAGGAAAUUUUUCAAAAGGCAAAAAAGGAAUAUGAUAAAAAGGAAUAAUUUGGCAAAACCGCCUCGUGAUAUAAACAGUGAUACUGCCUCAGUUUUUUCAGAACCUCAAUUGAAAAUCAAGAAUCACUCAGACCAGAAUAUCUUUGGGACUAAUUCUAAAGUUAACAAUACUAAUAUUCACGUUGAACAUAAACAUAAGACACAACAGAAAAAUCCUAAUAUUUUCUCAGACAGUGUAGAAGAUUUUGACUCAACGGAAGAUAUUCCAGUUGAUAAUUUGGUAAUACAUGCCGAGAUGUUGAGGAAAAAAGAGUUAUUGAGGGGAAAAUUCAAGAAAAAACAGAAUACUAUGGAAGUACAAAUGUCCAGUCGACAAGACAAUAACAUGCGAUCCAUGGCACAACAAUGUACUUUAGGCUACAGCUCGGAAACUAUAUCGGAUUCUUUAUUAGAUAAAACCAGUCCCGACAAGACACUUUUACCUAAUCAAGAAAGUUUUACUACCACAGAAACCAGCGAAGCGGUAGCUUCUAUCAGAAGGGAAAACAGUCCUUUGAGUAUUUUAACAGACAAUGACAUCAAUUACUGUCAAAUAAAUGAUCUUAACUCCAGAGACGAUUAUUACCAAAAAUCGAGUAAAACACCAUCUACGAUUCAGGCUACGAACUGCGAUUUUAGUGUUAUAGAUUCUUCAUCAUUAGGAGGUAAAUCGACGCCUAUAAUUUACGAUAAUCCUCAAACUUUGAGGUUAGGUACAGGCGACGGACAAAGCAGAGCCAGUAGUUUAUCUGUGAGUGAUUUGGAUGAAUUGUAUCAACAAAUACGUAGAGGACCACAGAGUAAAAGCUUCAGGUAUAUUUCGUCACAUGUUAGUCCUUGCUUGUCUGAUUCUGAAAUAAAUUUAUUUAUCAAUGAUGGCAGGCAUAGGACGAAUAACUUAAGGAGUCAUGAUGAGUUUGACAGAUUGAGUGAUGACGUAGAAACUAGGGUGUAA